Molecule: messenger RNA, 3777 nt
Organism: Ramularia collo-cygni
Lineage: Eukaryota; Fungi; Ascomycota; Dothideomycetes; Mycosphaerellales; Mycosphaerellaceae
Product: probable DNA-dependent RNA polymerase II RPB140 (RPB2)
Exons: 2
Coding region: 1-3777 (1258 amino acids)
Biological process (GO): DNA-templated transcription
Cellular component (GO): RNA polymerase II, core complex
Molecular function (GO): DNA-directed RNA polymerase activity; DNA binding; ribonucleoside binding
Source: RefSeq, a predicted model, not a curated record
AUGGCCUACGCCAAUGACCCGAUGAUGGCCAUGGCCGAGGAGGAGGAGGAAGAGGUGUACGGAGAGGACAACACCGUCACCGCCGAGGACUGCUGGACCGUCAUCCAUUCCUUCUUCGAGACCAAGGGCCUGGUUUCACAGCAGCUGGAUUCCUUUGAUGAAUUCGCCAGCACCACAAUGCAGCAGAUUGUCGACGACCAGCCCGCCAUUGUCAUCGAUCAGAACAUCACUGCCAUGGACGAGGACAGCGGGAUGCCCAUCGUCAAAAAGCGAUCCAGCAUCAAACUCGGCACCCUCACCGUCAGCCAGGCCGCCAUGACCGAGGGUGAUGGCAGCACCCGCGCCUUACAUCCCCACGAGGCUCGCUUGCGAAAUCUGACCUACUCUUCACCCAUGUUUAUUAAACUGCACAAGAAGGUUGAGUUUGCGCGCGAGCGAGCUCUCGGUGGGCACGAGGAAGACGGCGUGUGGGUUCCGCCUCCAAACUGGGAUGGAAUUGUCGAGACGGUGUGGGAGGAGGACCCGGACAACCCUCCGCAAACAAUCGAUCAAGUCUUCAUCGGCAAGCUGCCCGUCAUGCUCAAGUCGAAGAUCUGUGCGCUGCGAAAUCGAAGUGAAGCCGAGCUAUACGCAUUCCAGGAGUGUCCGUUAGAUCAAGGCGGCUACUUUAUCAUCAACGGUAGCGAAAAGGUCCUCAUUGCACAGGAGCGCAGUGCUGCAAACAUCGUCCAGGUAUUCAAGAAGAAGGGCACCAACACACCCGUCAUUGCGGAGCUGCGCAGUGCUGUCGAGCGAGGCACGCGCUUGAUCAGUUCCACCACGGUAAAGCUCUACAAUCAGGCGGUCAACGCCAACAACCCCGGUCAAACAAUCAAAGGCAGUCUGCCAUACAUCAAGACCGACAUCCCCAUCGCCAUCAUAUUCCGAGCGCUGGGCGUUGUGUCGGAUGAGGACAUUCUGAAUCACAUUGUGAACAAAGAGGAUACCCAAAUGCUGGAGAUGCUCAAACCGUGUUUGGAGGAGGCUUUCGUGGUGCAGGAUCGGGACAACGCUCUUGAUUUCAUCGGCCGCAGAGGGCAGCAAACUGGUACUAAGGACCGCCGAAUCCGAUACGCGAGGGACAUUAUGCAAAAGGAGUUUCUGCCUCACAUUUCUCAAGAAGAGGGCAGUGAGACGAAAAAAGCAUUCUUCUUGGGAUACAUGGUGAACCGCAUGCUGCAGUGUGCUCUGGGUCGCACGGAAGAGGACGAUCGAGAUCAUUUCGGUAAGAAGCGACUGGAUCUUGCCGGUCCACUGAUGGCCCAGGUCUUCCGUUUGAAGUUCGUGCAGCUGGUGAAGGAGAUGAAGCUGUACCUCCUCCGCUGUGUCGAUGGAGGAAAGGACUUCAACAUCACCCUCGCGAUCAAAACGAACAUUCUCACCUCUGGUCUGCGAUACUGUCUUGCCACGGGUAAUUGGGGUGAUCAAAAGAAAGCCUCCAGCGCCAAAGCUGGUGUCAGUCAAGUGCUGAACCGAUAUACCUACGCCUCCACACUUUCCCAUUUGCGGAGAACAAACACACCCAUCGGUCGUGAUGGCAAGAUUGCCAAGCCGCGACAACUUCACAACACCCAUUGGGGUCUCGUGUGUCCGGCAGAAACGCCGGAAGGACAGGCUUGUGGGUUGGUGAAGAACUUGUCGCUCAUGUGCUACGUCUCGGUGGGAACACCUGGCGAGCCAUUGACAGACUUUAUGCGACAGCGCGGCAUGGACCUGUUGGAAGAAUACGAUCCCGUUUUGGAGCCCAAGUCGACCAAGGUCUUCAUCAACGGUACUUGGGUUGGUGUGCACAAGAACGCUGGACAACUCACCGAAACUCUGCGAUCGCUACGAAGAAAAGGCCUGCUCAGUUUCGAGGUCACCAUCAUUCGUGACGUUCGAGAACGCGAGAUUCGAGUCUUCACCGAUGCUGGGCGUGUUUGUCGGCCGCUGUUUGUGGUCGACAACAAACCCGACUCGGCAGAUCGCGGCAGUCUGGUGUUGAAGCAAGAUCAGAUUGCAAAGCUGCAUGAARACGAGGCGGCAGCGGCUUCCCUCCGUGGUAUUAGUGAAGAGGACAGGGCCGAACAUACCUACGGCUGGAUGGGUUUGGUCCGCGAUGGUGUGGUGGAGUACCUCGAUGCGGAAGAAGAAGAGACCGCCAUGAUCAUCAUGACUCCCGAGGAUCUUGACGAGCACAGAGCGCUUCGCUCGGGCGCAGAGUACGAUGACCCGAAAUCCGAUCCGCAUCGACGUAUCAAGCCCAAGCCCAAUAUGCAGGUUCACACGUGGACCCAUUGCGAGAUUCAUCCUGCCAUGAUUCUGGGCAUCUGCGCCAGUAUCAUUCYCUUCCCUGAUCACAACCAAUCCCCACGUAACACUUAUCAAUCCGCUAUGGGUAAGCAAGCCAUGGGUGUAACGCUCACCAACUACAACGUUCGCAUGGACACCAUGGCCAACGUGCUAUAUUACCCACAAAAGCCACUUGCCACAACAAGAAGUAUGGAGUUCUUAAAAUUCCGAGACCUCCCCGCAGGUCAAAACGCCAUCGUCGCCAUUUCAUGUUAUUCUGGCUACAACCAGGAAGAUUCCGUCAUCAURAACCAGAGCAGUAUCGAUCGUGGUCUGUUCCGUUCCCUCUUCUACCGAGCAUACAUGGACCAGGAGAAGCGUGUCGGCAUGAGCGUUGUUGAAUCCUUCGAGUGCCCCACUAGGACUGACACGAUGAAGAUGAAGCAAGGCAGCUAUGACAAGCUCGAUAAUGAUGGAAUCGUCUCUCCUGGCUGCCGUGUUUCGGGUGGAGACAUGCUGAUUGGAAAGACUGCGCCCAUGGCACCUGAUGCGGAAGAGCUCGGCAUGAGGACCAAGAUGCAGUCGAAGCGUGAUGUCAGCACGUCUUUGAGAUCUACCGAGAACGGUGUUGUGGAUCAGGUCCUCCUCACCACCAACACCGARGGUCUACGAUUCGCCAAAGUCCGGACAAGGGUUACAAAGGUGCCACAGAUUGGUGACAAGUUUGCCUCUCGUCACGGACAAAAGGGUACCAUUGGUAUCACCUAUCGUCAAGAGGACAUGCCUUUCUCCGCCGACGGUCUCACUCCGGACAUCAUCAUCAACCCUCACGCCAUUCCCUCCCGUAUGACAAUCGCCCAUUUGAUCGAGUGUCUUUUAUCGAAAGUUGGCGCUCUCCAAGGUCAGGAAGGUGACGCAACGCCUUUUACCGAUGUCACCGUGACAUCCAUCUCGGAGAUUCUGGCAGACCACGGUUUCCAACAGCGCGGCUUCGAGGUAAUGUACAACGGUCACACGGGUAAGAAGCUCAACGCACAAGUCUUCCUCGGACCCACCUAUUACCAACGUCUCCGACACAUGGUCGACGACAAGAUUCACGCGCGUGCCCGUGGUCCCCUGCAAGUUCUCACCCGCCAACCUGUCGAAGGUCGUGCUCGAGAUGGUGGUCUUCGAUUCGGAGAAAUGGAGCGCGACUGUAUGAUUGCACACGGCGCUUCCGCUUUCCUGAAAGAACGAUUGCUGGACGUCAGUGACGCCUUCCGGGUGCACAUUUGUGAGAUUUGCGGCUUGAUGACGCCCAUUGCGAGUAUCAAGAAACAGCAAUUCGAGUGUCGUCCGUGCCGGAACAAGACGAAGAUUGCGCAGAUUAUCAUUCCUUAUGCGGCGAAAUUGCUGUUCCAGKAGUUGGCUGCCAUGAAUGUUGCUACGAGAAUGUUUACCACGAGGAGUGGGAUUAGCAUUAGAUGA